Exaiptasia diaphana is the source of this 2270-nucleotide messenger RNA. Its product is annotated as protein HEATR9. Bases 399 to 2234 code for a protein of 611 amino acids. The transcript has 25 exons. The record is from RefSeq and is a predicted model, not a curated record. NCBI's taxonomy places the organism in Eukaryota, Metazoa, Cnidaria, Anthozoa, Actiniaria, Aiptasiidae.
AAUUGAAAAAUGUAAAUGUACUAGCUUUAAAUAAUUGAUAUGUUCAUAGUAAGAAAAMGAAAAAGAAGAAGAARAAAAAGAAAGAUGYAACACUAGAUGAUAGUUUGAAAGGUUCUUAUCCUGUUCAAGUACCAGAGGGAGACCUUUAUGAAGGAGAUGGCGAUAGUUCUCCUGAACCUAUUUCAGAGUCUGAACUUGAUGAUGACACUGGGACAUCUAUUGCUAGCUCUUUUGUUCUACAAGAACAAGAGACAACAUCAAGACCAGAUACUCAAAGCAAGCAGUUAGCCCAAGCAUUAACUGUGGAAUCAACUAUUGGCAUCCAGUCUGAUGCAGACAACAAGGAGAGUCCAGAGUACUGGCAUUCUGACCAUCAUAAAUUUGAGUGGUGUGACUAUAUGUUGAAACUAGACUCGCGUUCAUGGCAUGCAUUAGGAAUAGCUGUCCAGGAUAGUUUUAUUUCCAAAGAGAAACACGAAUUUGACUCUAGUAUUCCGUGGAGAGAAAAACCAAUGAAAGUCAACAGUGUCAUUGACGUUCAUAAAAUCGCACUCGACAAGCUUCUCUUACGCCUCCAUCGCAUGUACGAAGCAAUUGGUCAAGCUACCCAGGCUACCAUCGACCCAUUACCAAGAGAUGAAAAAGUGCAAACAGUUAUGGGAAAACAGGAAGAUUUUGUAUCUCCAUUAGGAGGAAAAGUCACCUCUUUCUCACGAUCUACUACGGACGCAAGUGGAGCAUCACGUGACGUGGUCCUUCCUCCCCUACCAGAAAGUCCCCCGAAAAGUGUUACACUUAUGUCAAUGUCACCAGAACCUAAGCAAAGCAGUAAGAAGUCAACAAAAUAUUUCCCUCGUCAGUCGACGGAAUGGUGCGAAGAUAUAAAGAGCGGUCAUGAUAUGCCUCGUUUAGUCUCCUUUAAACCUCCGCCAAUCCAUAAAAAGACAAGCAACGUACAGUCUCGAUAUUUGGGACGCAAAGCUGAUAAAAAGGAUGAGAAACAAUUUAGUUUGUUCAGAAAAGACGAAUGGAAGCCAGCAGCUGUAAAGAGAUUAUUAGGAGCAAUGAGAGCGUUUGAUUCUAUUCCAAGUCCAAGAGACAAGAAUACGAUAACUGUUGAAGAAGGAACUCCAAGAUGGAAAAGACUUAUGGAGCUUUUAGAGGAAUCAGGGCUUAAGUCGCCAAACCAAACCAUUGCCAUGGAAGCAGCUAAGACUGUUGGUCAACUAAACUGUCGUCAUCCAAAGGUCCUGUUAGCCCUUAGUGACACGGUUAACGACUUAUCGAAAGAUCCUCGUGUUUUGUACGAAGCAAGUAAAGCCCUUAUUCUACUUGGUAAUUGGAGUCCAGAAGCGAUGAAAAUUGUCAUAGAACAUAUCAAAAAAGGUAACGAGCUUGUUGUGAAAGAACUUCUAGACAUCAUGACCAAGGCUAAGAACAUCCCAUUUGUUGACCAGUCAACCCUUGAGUUUCGAUCUCUGCAAUACUUGUUAAUCGAGCUGGUUAAAGUAGAUUAUCACCCUCUGUCUUUCCGUGCCGCCAUUGGACUGGGCAAACUUUGUGUUGUAGAACCUGUCUCUAAAGGUUUUCUUGUGAACCGUCUUGCUACUCUCACGGCAGAAGAAAAAUCGGAGGCACUGUUAGUUUUAAUCAAGCAAAUGAACUGUAAAGACAAGUACGUCCUUGAAGUCCUUCUGGACCAUCUGUGUACUGCACAUAACUGGAAGAAUCGUCUUCAGGCAGCGGAACUUCUUAUAUUUAUUGGAUCUAGAGAUCUUUUUAGUGUUUUACCACCAGAGAAAGUAUUUGAUGUGCUGGAGAGACUGCUAUGGGAUCACUCCAAUAAAGAAUUACGUGCGAAAAUAGCUGAAGUCAUAAACGUUCUUGGUAUCAGACAGCCUGCCUGUUCCCUGAUUCUAAGAAGACUCGAAGAUCCUAACGAAGAAGUCAGAGCUCGGUCAGUUAUUUCACUAGCAACCCUUGGUAUGAAAGGAGGGAGAGAAAUGAAGGCCUUAUUGGAUAUUCUUGAACUUGAUUCGAGUGUCUAUGUAAGAAUACAGGUCAUUCGAGCAUUCAGUCAACUCAAAUGGAACGAUCCGAGAAUAAUCCGAAGUUUACGCGAAAGAGACCGAGGUGACAGCACGCUGGCGAGUGAGGCAAGAAAAGCUGUUGCAAAACUUACGGAGGAUGAUCGACUGCAAAACACCCGGCAAAAUAACACCAUUGAAACAUAAACAAAUUAUCAUUAAAUAAAAAGUACUCGAGACAUA